Solenopsis invicta (red fire ant) is the source of this 2835-nucleotide messenger RNA. RefSeq names its product nuclear transcription factor Y subunit C-8 (gene NC2alpha). Gene Ontology annotation, molecular function: protein heterodimerization activity; RNA polymerase II general transcription initiation factor activity; transcription coactivator activity. The record is from RefSeq and is a predicted model, not a curated record. Gene Ontology annotation, cellular component: negative cofactor 2 complex; nucleus. Lineage: Eukaryota; Metazoa; Arthropoda; Insecta; Hymenoptera; Formicidae. Gene Ontology annotation, biological process: positive regulation of transcription by RNA polymerase II; negative regulation of transcription by RNA polymerase II; transcription by RNA polymerase II. The coding region runs from base 371 to 1054 and encodes 227 amino acids. The transcript is spliced from 5 exons.
UCAACAUAGCUCUUCAUAAGCUUGAUGUUUUCUCCUAAUCUCUAUUUUGCGCGUAUUCCAAACAAUUCCAAAUACCGAUUGACAUUCGGACUGCAUUGAACUAGACAGAGCGGCGAAGAGAGAAAAAUUGAGAAAAACAAGAGAAAAACCGAUGACAGGUGGAGUUUCGCGGCCAUUUCGCGAGGAUUAACGGGAGAGGAGAGGCUCCACCCGCUCCACUAUUCAGCCCCUCUAUCCCCGAUUGUUUACGCACGCGAUCGCGUCGUGUGGCGUGCGUGCGUGCGUGCGUGUUACAUUCUGCGACGUUGUACUCGUGGUCGCGCCGUACAGUACCGUGCCGUAUCGCGUUGUAACUUAUCGCGGUAACGGUAUGCCCAGCAAAAAGAAAAAGUACAACGCUCGUUUCCCGGCGGGUCGUAUCAAGAAGAUUAUGCAAACGGACGAGGAGGUCGGAAAGGUCGCCCAGGCGGUGCCAAUCAUAAUCUCUAGAACCCUAGAACUGUUUGUACACUCCUUGUUAACCAAAACCAUGCAGAUUACGAGUGCCAAAAAUGCAAAAACUCUUAGUCCAUCUCACAUGAAACAGUGUAUUCUGUCAGAGAACCGAUUUGACUUUCUAAAGGAUUUAGUAAAAUCCCUACCCGAUGUAUCGGGACCCGACGACGAAGUACCUAUGUCACCAGAGACUCCUGUUCCAUUGCAAAUCAAUGCACCAAGUGCAACCAUCGCGUGUUCAACGCAGAUGCUGCAUCCUGAUCCACUAGAAUAUCAAAAGCAUUUAGGAUUGCCAGUCAGCAUCGAAAUGAAUGUAAAUCAUAGGGGCACAAAGGACAAUGGAUCAAACGCAAUUGCGAGCAAUUUGAACCCUACUAACCAAAGGGCUGCGACAACAGUGGCAGGACAUUCGCAGGUUCCAGAAUUCCACAUGUCUAUACCCACGGCCUUUCAGAUUAGUCGACCAAAUUUUUAUACAGAACUUAACCCAAGUGCAAGCGACCAGCCAACAUCAAACUUUGCUCGCACCGCUAACAUCGAUGAGGAUUACGACACAUAGUAAUUUUUCUCACGACAUCUAGGAAGUUUAAAAACUCGUCUUAUUGAUUGUGUGACGCACGGAUUAGUUGAAAUACACAGUAGAAAGAACGCGUACACGCAUCAAAAACGUCUUUCAAUUGCUCACAUCACUUGUAAAAUAAUGUCAUUUGGUACUUUCAAAUUGAGAUGUUUCCUUAUUUGCUCAUGCGUAUAUGUAUUUUAUACGAGAUGUUCCACAGCAACAUACGUUUAAUAAUGGAGUUAUUUAUCAUCUUAUUUUUUUAUCUAUUAUUAAGCAAAUUUAUUUAAAUUAAAGGAGAAAAUUUUAUUGCAAAUAAAUGUCUCAUUUAAUCAUUAUUUUACAGACGUAUGACAUCUUGCAUGCCAUCGUUGUAAAAUUGCGUAAAAUAUUAAUUGGAUUAUCGUGUUAGGCUCGUCAAAUUUAGUUUUUUAUUAAUUAAAGUAACGUUUGUUUGUAAGUUGUAUGUGUGUGUGUGUGUGUGUUUGUAUAUAUACAAUAAUACAUUCUAUAUAUUUUUUUUAUAACUAUUAUUUCAUGUUGAUUUGUACUUUAAGAUAACUAUAUUUGCUGUCUUUAUCUUUUUUCAAGAUAUUAAGUGAUAAGUGAGAACGAAAAAGAGAAACGGAGAGAGAGUGUACAUGUUGAAACACUGAAGUUAAAAAAAAGUUUGAUAUCUUCUAGUUUUGCAAAAAGUCAGAAUUAAUAGGAGAACAUUCCAAUAAAAAAUCUUAACAAGUGGUACGAACUAAAUUCAACAAUUCAAAUUUCGCGCUUUGUUAUAACUAGUUAUUUUUCCAACUUUUUCGAAACUAAUUAAGCUUUUUUUGGAAGCUAAACUAACUACACUAGUUCACAGAUUAUUAUUAUCUUUAUGUUGGAAGAAGAAAGAUAAACUCUGAAAUAUUACAGCUCAGCCAAAAAAACCAAAUCUUUUGUUUCAUUGCUUCAAAAGAGUGCGGAACUUGUACUGGAUUUAGUUUGCACUACCUCUCGUAACUUAAUAACGAGGUGUUCUUCUAAAAACUUGGAUGGAUUUUUAGAGAAUAUCAAAAGACGUGUAUUUUGCAAUUGUGGCUCAGUUCUUUAUCGUUUUGGGAGUACAAAGAAAUUCAUAUAAAGAGACAUCGUAUGCAAUACGAAAUGAAAUAACAUUGUUGUAAUAUCUACAUAAAAAUUUUAUUUAAACGAUACUCAUUGUCGGAAGCUGGACGAUUUGAACGUUGUACUGUGUGUCGCAAAUAUGUUGUAUAAUCGUUGUGUUUACUUGUGAAAUCUUUGUCUUUGAUGAAUUAUUGUCGUUUAUGUAAACACAAUCGCAUUAUUAUUCAUAAUGCAUAUUUAAAUGAAAAAAUUUAAAAAAAGAACUGCGACGCUUAAUCAUGUAAGCAUGUCUCUGUUGAUAUAUCAUAAUUUCGACAUGAUAUAUUAUUUAUGCACUCUUUCUUUCUCGAUAUUGCGUUGUUGGUUUCCCUACCCCUUUUUUUAUUGUUUGGUAACUUCGAUCUCUUUACAAUGUUCAAAAAAGAGUCACGGAAGAUUAUUAAAAUUAUUAGAAAAUUCUUUGUCAAUGAAACGAUAAAGUACUAUACACAUGUUAAAUGCUUGACUUUGAUUAUAAAGCCGUCAAUUUUAUUGAAGAUCAGAUUGUUAUGUAUAAAACUGAUCUAUUACAUAAUUUCCAACACUCGAUAUUCGAUACAUUAUUAUUUGAGCAUUUCUCAUCUCUUUCAAUUUAUCACUUUCCUGCACUGUAGAAUAAAGAAUUUGCGCUACUGUAA